CCUUCUUCUUCUCCUCUCACGAACAAGAGAAAGAGAAAGAAGAAAAACGAGACUUUUCUUUCUUUGAUUUUGUUUUGUUAUAAACAUUCUUUACAUCAAACAAAAAUCAGAACCCCAGAUAAAAAUAAAGGGGAAGAUGGGAGAUAAAAAUAAUGGAGCUUGUGUGGUCCUCGCUCAUUUUCAACUUUUCCUUCCCUACUAUAAUUCCCAACUUCAUUAUUGCUCCUCUUAUUUUUCAUGUUUUUUCACUCCUUAGAAUCUCACUUUUUUUUUUUUUUUUGAGAAUUUUGUACCCAAAGUUUUCGUUUUUAUUGUUUCACCUUGUAAUUUUUGCUAAUGGAUGGAAAAGGGAAGCAGAGGAUGAUGGGAAAGGUGGUGAAGAAGGAAGCAGCUGAGCUUGUUUGGGAGUCAUCAGAUGAUGAUGGGUAUGUGAAGAUGGGGUGUGUGGAAAAUGAUGUUGAGAGUAACAAGAAAAAGAAAGUGGUGGCUGGUGGCUGUGGUGGUGGUGGUGGUGGUGGUGUUGGAGGAGGAGGAGGAAAGAAAGGGUCAGGUGGUGGUGGUUGUGGUGGAAGUGGAGGGAUGAGGUGUUGUCAAGCUGACAUGUGUAUGGCUGAUCUGAGUGAUGCAAAGCCGUAUCAUAGAAGGCAUAAGGUUUGUGAGAACCAUGCAAAGGCUCAGAUUGUGCUUGUGGCUGGGAUUAGGCAACGGUUUUGUCAACAAUGUAGCAGGUUCCCAAGAAACAAGUUCGCAAAUUUGAGUCCUUGUAUCAUAAUUAUGGUCCAUAUUAUUCGAGAACUUUAGCUUAUAUAAUAGUACUAUUAGAUUACCAACAAUUUGAUGUUGCUCGCUUGCUUGCCAAUAGGAUUUGAAUUAGACUCAAUCAAGCUGGACUUUAGCUUAAAAGUUAGAAAUAGAAAGAUCCAUAAGGUUUUAGUUCAAGCUGGUUCCCAAAUAGUUGGGAAUUUCCUGUUGGUUGUCUUGUCUGUCUCAUGUCUGAAUUUAUGGAUUUAGUCUUUAGCUAAUCUCCUUUUAUUUCUUUACCAUUGAAUUUUUCUUUUCUGGGUAAACUUGGAUAAUUCACUAUUCUCAAUGUUUGUCACUUUUAA
Molecule: messenger RNA, 1106 nt
Organism: Manihot esculenta (cassava)
Lineage: Eukaryota; Viridiplantae; Streptophyta; Magnoliopsida; Malpighiales; Euphorbiaceae
Product: squamosa promoter-binding-like protein 13
Exons: 1
Coding region: 337-801 (154 amino acids)
Cellular component (GO): nucleus
Molecular function (GO): DNA binding
Source: RefSeq, a predicted model, not a curated record